This is a messenger RNA of Nyctereutes procyonoides (raccoon dog), 2210 nucleotides long. RefSeq names its product transmembrane protein 18 (gene TMEM18). Gene Ontology annotation, cellular component: nuclear membrane. The record is from RefSeq and is a predicted model, not a curated record. Lineage: Eukaryota; Metazoa; Chordata; Mammalia; Carnivora; Canidae. Bases 46 to 462 code for a protein of 138 amino acids. The transcript has 5 exons.
GGGGACAGCGAGGCGGAGGUGGUGAGGGUGGGCCUUUCCGGAACGAUGCCGUCCGCCUUCUCCGUCAGCUCCUUCCCCGUCAGCAUUCCUGCCGUGCUCACGCAGACGGACUGGACGGAGCCGUGGCUCCUGGGGCUGGUUGUCUUCCACGUGCUGUGCCUGCUGCUCACGUGUCUCUCGUCCCAGAGGUACAAGCUGCAGGUCGGGCAUUUCCUGUGCUUAGUGAUUUUAGUUUAUUGUGCUGAAUAUAUCAACGAAGUAGCGGCGAUGAACUGGAGGUUAUUUUCAAAAUACCAGUAUUUUGAUUCGCGGGGAAUGUUCAUCUCUAUCGUGUUCUCAGCACCGCUGCUGCUCAACGCCAUGAUCAUCGUGAUUCUGUGGGUCCGCAAGACUUUGAACGUGAUGACUGACCUGAAAACCCUGCAGGAGAAGAGAAGAGAAAGGAAAAGGAAAGAAGAGUGACGCUGGGACGCGGGUGUGGGUGUUCCUAGGGGCCUCUCUCCUCGGCGUUGUCCUUGGAGGGCCUGCGUGUGCGUCCUGGGGCCGCCUCGUCGGGCCCACCCCCGCCCCUCAUCGUGGCGCCGCCUCACCCAGCACACGCGGAAAUCAUCCUGAAAAUAAACGCUGACGUCCAUGUGGGUGUCUCUCGAACCUGGGUCUGUUGGGACUUUCCAAGUGUAUGAACCCGUGGUGUCAGCGGAGCGCUUCCGGAGUCCCUCGUCGUUCGUGUCCUCUGUGUGAGCGGAGUGACUAUGAAGCGUCUGCAGUGUAAAACCUUCAACAGGUGAGACGGGCCGCGCUGUCGUGCGUAGGCACCGUCACCCGUGUGGCCUGCACGCGGCAUGUGGCAAAGUCGGUGACAUUCUGGGCCGUCCUGGGGGCUGGAGCCCAGGGGGUGCCGGGCAGCCCCCGCCCUGGGGUGACGUGGCCCAGAACCUGCGCCGAGCCGCGACAGGGAAGCCUGGGCCAGAGGACCCUACUCGAGAUGCCGGGAGUCGGGUCCUGAGGACGCGUGCGCUUCUGAGCACGGGACCCAGGCCCAGGAGGUGAGGCUUCCGUGAGCGUCCCGCUGCCCUCCCUGGGACGGGAAGGUCACGGCUCCCUUGGGCCCUCGCAGCAGUUGCAGGAGCUACGGUAGGAAGGCCUCGAGGUCAGGGUUCCCCGGAGAGCGCGUGGGUGGCCCCUGGAGCGAGUGAGGAUGCGCAGCGACGCGUGCAAGUGCCAGCAACGGCUCGGCUGUUCAACAGGUAGAUCCUUCUACCCAGUAGCCAGGUUACGUCCCUUCCACGUGGAUCUGCUGCCACUCCGCGGCGUCUGCUUCCAGGCUCCACACUGUCCCGAACGGCAGCUGCCGCGCUCCGGGGGUUUGGCGACAGCCGUUUGUGAACAACCGUCUAAAUGUCAAAGAUUUUUCCUCCUAAGUGAAACCUAUUCUUCAGAUUUCGAAUAAACCAACGGUGUGAAGCACCUGCAGGCAGCGCUCUGGAAGACGUUGCAGUUCGGUCUCGAGCUGCAGGUGAUGUGUCCGGGGACCGCCGGGUUUGAGCCGAGGAACCGCUCCGGAGUUCUGACCGCGCUCCCCCGAGCCCAGGGGACCUUCCAGGUGGAUCCUGCGCGCGCUUUACCCUGACCCGUGCUGGUUCCUGCCUGACGUCUUAUCUUUGUAUCGAACGUAAAAAUGACGCGGAAGCAGCGUCCUGCGUUGGGCCAGGUUUCCAGUCUGUGGGGCGUGGACGGUGCCCACGGGCCCUGGGCUCCCGCGGCCCGGCGGGCGGGCAGAGGGCGGGCCAGGACACGCUCAGCGGCCCGCGUCCGGGUGUGAGCUCCCCUGCGCGGCAGCUCCGUGAGCGCGGCCUCUGCGGCCUCCGCUGCGCGUGGGAUGUUGAGGGGACACUUGUACUUCGUCUUCACACGGAAAAACUCUUUUUUUGACCGUCUAGUACGUGCCUACUUGGUGGCUUGAAUUGCGGCGUUAGCACGGGUCUUCCGGCCUGGGAAGGUCCCACACACCGGCUGGCCGGGCACCGCCGGGUUGAGGCCUGUGUGCCGUGACGGGUCCCCCUCGCUCUCGCUUGAAGCAGGCGUUCAAGGACACGUUCACGAACAAAGACGAGAAGAGGAGAUUUGUGACAAGAAUGUGUUUUGCGUAUUCCAAAUCUGACACCUUCGGUUUCUUGAUUGUUGUGAAAUAAAAUAUAUAUUUAAUAACA